GCUUAUUUUCUUUUGUCCCUUUUUCAUACUGUUUUUUUUUACUGGUCUUUCGUUCUUUGACUUUUUACAGAAAACAAAAAGGAAAAAAUACAUCCAUAAUCAACCACGAUCUCUAUUUUUUUUUCGUAUUAUAAUUUAUUAUCGUACUACUUGUCAAACAAACGCAUAUCGAAACCAUGAACGUCGCUCGUCAUUCCGCGGAUCCUGAAGAUUAUUACAUUAAGCAAGAGCGCAUUGGCAAGGGCUCUUUCGGCGAAGUUUUUAAAGGCAUUGAUAAACGAACGAAUAAGCCUGUUGCGAUAAAAAUCAUCGAUUUGGAAAGCGCCGAAGAUGAGAUUGACGAUAUUCAGCAGGAGAUUGCCAUCCUUUCCCAGUUGGAUUCGCCCUACGUUACAAAAUAUUAUGGUUCCUAUCUCAAAGGUGCUGGGCUAUGGAUCAUCAUGGAGUACUGUUCAGGUGGAUCAUGCAGUGACUUGAUGAAAGCCGGCGUGAUUCGAGAGGAAUACAUCGCCAUCAUCCUGAGAGAGCUGCUUAGAGGAUUGGAUUAUCUGCAUACAGAAGGAAAAUUACAUCGAGAUAUCAAAGCGGCCAAUAUCCUCCUCGGUGCCAACGGUGAAGUCAAGCUGGCGGAUUUCGGUGUGUCAGGACAGAUUACAGCAAGUUUAACGAAAAAGAAUACAUUUGUUGGAACGCCGUUUUGGAUGGCGCCUGAAGUGAUUAAGCAAUCGGGAUAUGAUUACAAGGCCGAUAUUUGGUCGUUGGGAAUUACCGCAAUAGAACUAGCGAAAGGAGAACCACCUUACGCAGAACUGCAUCCUAUGAAAGUGUUAUUCCUUAUACCCAAGAGCCAGCCGCCCACCUUGACUGGUUCUUACAGUAAAACUUUCCGCGACUUUAUCAAUGCAUGCUUACAAAAGGAUCCCGCCCAGCGGCCGACGGCAAAGGAUCUUUUAAAGCAUAAGUUCAUAAAGAGCGCAAAGAAGAUUGCCUAUUUGACGGAACUUAUUGAAGCACAUGAACGAUGGGUCAACAUGGGAAAUGGAAAAGACAGUGAUUCUUCUGAAGACGAAUCAAAUAUUGACGUAGAGGAUGAUGGUGGUUGGGAUUUUGGCACCGUCCGUCAUUCAGCGCCGGUUCCUCCCAAAGCAGCCCCGAUACCAUCGACGUACAGUCGAUACUCUUUAAAUGAAUCACAACAAUCGCCUCAGCAACUGCAGCAUGGUCGUAUGGAUCAGCAGCAACAACAGCAUCUUGGAGGUGGCCAGUUUCCAAGAUCUGCAAGUAAAAACCAAAUUUCUCCCAUGGCCCGCUCAAGUGAGAUAACGGUGAGUCAUUCGUGUGACAUUCAAGCAAAGGAUGGGAACAUCAUGGUUGAUAAAGAUAGAUACUGAUCCCGGAUUGCUGUAGUCGACGAUGCAAAAUUUGGCUUUAAGAAAUAGUCCGAGUGAGAACUUCAAUCAAGACACAAUUCGCGCUGCGGACAAGUAUACUCGUCCAUCGGUUCGUGGGCCAGAAAACGGUGUACAUCAACCUCAUCACGGACAUGCAUCGUCCAU
Radiomyces spectabilis is the source of this 1556-nucleotide messenger RNA. RefSeq names its product kinase-like domain-containing protein. NCBI's taxonomy places the organism in Eukaryota, Fungi, Mucoromycota, Mucoromycetes, Mucorales, Radiomycetaceae. Gene Ontology annotation, biological process: protein phosphorylation. Gene Ontology annotation, molecular function: ATP binding; protein kinase activity. The record is from RefSeq and is a predicted model, not a curated record. Bases 177 to 1391 code for a protein of 404 amino acids. The transcript is spliced from 14 exons.